Molecule: messenger RNA, 534 nt
Organism: Penicillium mononematosum
Lineage: Eukaryota; Fungi; Ascomycota; Eurotiomycetes; Eurotiales; Aspergillaceae
Exons: 1
Coding region: 1-534 (177 amino acids)
Source: RefSeq, a predicted model, not a curated record
AUGAGUCCUCAGGGUCUGGCUCUACCAGCUGCGUUGGCCGAGAUGGCCGAUAUCGGUUUCAAUAAUGAAUCGGAAAAUGAGAAUGAGACGUGUAGUUGCGAUUUCGAACUCUACGAAGAGUUCGAGGCGCUGGAGGAGACCUCGGACUGGUUUCGCAUGUGGACUGGCAACGACGAAGUCGACGGUAGACAAUUUUGUUUCUUCGGCUCGACUGGGGGAGGUGAUUAUGUCGGGUUCUGGCUGGUUCGUCCCAAUGUGGCUGUCACUGAGCAGCCCGUCGUCUACAUCGGUUCAGAAGGUGAGCUCGGUGUGGUAGCGAGGGAUCUUGGUGAUUUGCUCGUGCUGUUCGCGAACGGAUCGGGUCCGGCUGAGGCGUUUAAUGAACCGCGGCGUGAGACGCAGCAAAACGAGGCGUUCCGGGUAAUUGCAGAACGAUAUGCCCCAGGGAGGACUCUCUCUACUGUUGAGAUCGUCCGUAUUGCACAGGAGGAGUUUCCAACGUUUUCCGAGUCCAUCCACGCGAUGUGUCGGUGA